AUGAACGAUUCAGCGGACGGCAACAAUGACGAUUUUUACCGCGCGGGAGCCUCGCCCUACAAGGCGGUACUGAUGGGCAUCAUCAGCGGGCUGAUCAUCCUCGGGAACAUCUUCAACAUCGCCGUCAUUCUCUACAACGAGAACCUUAGGACGGUGUCUGGCAGUUUUAUGGUGGCCCUGGCCAGCGCCGAUCUCGGUCUUGGCAUCUUCGUGGUCCCGUUUACCGUCCAGACUACCCUGGAGGGCGUGUGGACCUACCCGGAUAGAGUGUGCCAGUAUGUCGGCUUCAUGUCUUCAACCUUCACCCUCUCAUCGAUCUUCCUCCUCAUGGACCUCAGCAUCGACAGAUAUGUUUCCAUCGCCAAGCCUAUAGAAUACUACAGCGAACGCCAGUAA
Messenger RNA from Branchiostoma belcheri (Belcher's lancelet), 396 nucleotides. RefSeq names its product dopamine D2-like receptor. Gene Ontology annotation, biological process: adenylate cyclase-activating adrenergic receptor signaling pathway. NCBI's taxonomy places the organism in Eukaryota, Metazoa, Chordata, Leptocardii, Amphioxiformes, Branchiostomatidae. The coding region runs from base 1 to 396 and encodes 131 amino acids. The record is from RefSeq and is a predicted model, not a curated record. The transcript is spliced from 3 exons. Gene Ontology annotation, molecular function: G protein-coupled receptor activity. Gene Ontology annotation, cellular component: membrane.